Molecule: messenger RNA, 7688 nt
Organism: Carcharodon carcharias (great white shark)
Lineage: Eukaryota; Metazoa; Chordata; Chondrichthyes; Lamniformes; Lamnidae
Gene: lrch1
Product: leucine-rich repeats and calponin homology (CH) domain containing 1
Exons: 22
Coding region: 102-2429 (775 amino acids)
Molecular function (GO): protein binding
Source: RefSeq, a predicted model, not a curated record
CUUGUGUUUCCCGGGCGGUUCGCAGCGGGGAAUGAGAAGCGGCGGCUCGGCGGGGCCCAAGUGACGGAGGCGGUAGUGAAGCGGGCGGGCUCUGGGUGUGAAUGGCGGAGGCCGAGGGGCCGGGUCCGGGCCCGGGAGCGGCCGGAGGCCCCGUGGUUGGAGCUGGAGCUGGAGCCGGGCCGGGCUCCGGGCCGGGAGCAGCGCCGCUUCCCCGCUCCCUGGAACGGGCCCUGGUGGAGGCCGCGGGCUCCGGGCUCCUCAGUCUGAGCGGCCGCAAAUUGAAGGAGUUCCCGAGAAGCGCAGCCGGACUGGACCUGAGCGACACGGUGGAGGCAGAUCUGUCAAAGAACAGACUGAGUGAAAUUCCGCUGGAACUGUGCCACUUUGUCUCCUUGGAGAUGUUAAACCUGUAUCACAAUUGCAUCAAAGUCAUUCCAGACUCAAUCAUCAAUCUACAGACGCUGACCAAUUUAAACUUGAGUCGAAAUCAACUCUCCACAUUACCAUUGUGCCUCUGUGCUCUUCCUCUUAAAGUCUUGAUAGCCAGUAACAAUAAGUUAGUGUCGCUUCCAGAAGACAUUGGACAGCUGAAGUGUUUAAUGGAACUGGAUGUGAGCUGCAAUGAAAUUACAGCUUUGCCACAACAGAUGGGACAACUUCAGUCGCUCAGAGAGUUGAACAUAAGGCGAAAUUAUCUGCAGAUUUUGCCAGAGGAGCUAGCAGACCUCCCGCUUGUGAAAUUAAACUUUUCCUGUAAUAAGGUUGUGUCAAUACCAAUCUGCUACAGGAAUAUGAGGCAUCUACAGACAAUAGAAAUGGAUAAUAAUCCACUGCAGUCUCCGCCAGCACAGAUCUGCAUGAAGGGCCGAGUGCACAUAUUCAAGUACCUGAACAUAGAGGCUUGUAGAAUUGACAAGAAUGCAGAAUCCCUUUACCAGCAACCUAUAGAGAAGGUCCGUGUGUCACAGCCUGUUGGAGGGAGCAUUGAAGACAUUUAUCCUGACAAAAAGCAAGAUUUUGACUCUGGAAUUGGAAGUGACAAUGGUGAUAAGCGCCUGUCUGCAACUGAACCCUCAGAUGAAGAUACAGGCAGUCUGACCCUUCAGAUGGCGCAUAUUUCAGAAGAAAAUCAGCUGAAUAAACAAGAGGAAUAUUUGAAUGUUAGAUCAAUGAAAGUGGAAUCUGAUCAGGAGUCGAAGGAGCUGCUGCAAAAUAAUGUAGAAGUAGAAGAGAGGUUGUCCGGCAGGGAUGAUGUCUUGAGUUCUGAGUUUAGGACUUACAUGAAGGGUCGUGUGACGGAGCCUGAGGAGAUGCUACGAAUUGAGGAAGAUGCAAGCUGGACAGUAGAACAAAUACAAAACACAGAUCAGCAUCUGGAUACAGGACCAGAAGUGACAGAAAACAUGAGUUUGCCAGGAAGCACAGUCCAGGAACAGGAGAGGUUGAACCUGAAUUGUAUGGACAGUAGUGAGGUGCAUCUAUAUCCUUUGGAAUUGGAAACAACAGCCCCUUUAGGACUUAAAGCAUCUGCAGUGAAUGGGCAGACACCAAAAAUUAACUCCACAGUGAAGUUCUCCAGUUACCAGGCUCUUGCUCCAUUUUGUGUAGAUGAAGAUUCUUCACCUGAGACGGAAAGCUCUGCCUUGGAGCUAGAGUUUCAGAGGAAACGUGAAAUCAUGCUAGAGAGAGCAAGGCUUGAAGCUGAGGUGACAUCUCAACGGUUGGAAUGGCAGAAGUCCAAGCAGAAUACGAAUCAGAGCCUGGAGAAGAAUGAUUCUCAAAAUGAGGACGAAGACAAGACUCCCACAGUGACUCCCACAAUGUCUCCUGUAGCAUCCCCCACAACUCCAUUUGGACUGAAGCCACGAUCUGUCCAAGCCAACUCUCCUCCUUUGGACUCCCCUCCUCCCUCCUUCAGAGAGUUGACACAGACACACAUAGAGGAACUCAACACCGUCACUACCCCACAGGAAGAAGACAGAAGUCAUGUUUUCUUUCGGUCAGUGCGGCACUUUGAUUCCAUGGAUCCUCAAUUUACAAUCCGUAGAAAAAUGGAACAAAUGAGAGAGGAGAAAGAACAUAUAGAACAACUGCGGGAGAAUAUUGAAACGAGACUGAAAGUUACUUUGCCAGAAGAAAUUGGAGCAGCUUUGAUGGAUGGAGUGGUUCUGUGUCAUUUAGUCAAUCAUAUCCGUCCACGAUCAGUACUCAGUAUACAUGUACCAUCACCGGCAGUGCCUAAACUGAGCAUGGCAAAAUGCAGGAGAAAUGUGGAAAACUUUCUAGAUGCCUGCAGGAAAAUGGGAGUCCCUGAGGAAAAGUUAUGUCUGCCCCAUCACAUACUAGAAGGAAAAGGGUUGAUGAAAGUAAGUAUGACCGUUCAAGCACUGCUAGACUGGGCCAUAACCAAAUCCCCGUUAUUUUCGUGAAUCCAGAAUUACAUUGCUGCCAGCCCCAGAACUUUCAACAUGUGCGACAAGCUGAGGGCCCAGAGUGGGGACAAGACAUACGAGAAAAAGGACACUUUUCAUCAGUUGACAGGUGGAAUAUUUUCUGUCCAUUAAAACACUAGCAUUAUUUGUUUUGAAAAUAUAAUGGAAAGCUACAUAUGUUAGAGUAUUUAAUCAGUAUGUUAACUUCGCAGAUAUUUACAGCUUUGCGGCAGUGAGGCAAAGCUAGGGUUUUAAGUAUGUUUUAAUAUAUUUAAAAAAAAACUCCCUUUUGGUGUGCUAUUUGUUUAGUUGCUAUGAUAUUCCAAUGGCUUUUAAGAUUCAAUGUGAGAAAGUUUAGAACAUUUUCUUAAGUUAUUUAUAUUAUUUAUUCAGGAGAUGUCCAUUUGGAUGAAGUUGUAAAUUUGACAGACUUACAGCUAAAUCUGCUUUUUAAAAAUGAUAGGAACAAUUUUCUUGUACUGCAACAAUUUGUGCAUUUUAGUUAAUGCUUAGUUUCACCUGUUAAGUGAUCCUUAGGCUUCCUGAAAUGUGAUGGUGAUCUUUAUUUAUGUGAAAUGAUUUGCUGACAGUGAUGAUCAAGUCACUAAUCUGAAUCAGUGUAUCAAAAGCAGCUUAUCUGGAUUGUGUCUCAGGGUGGUCACUGCAACACAGUAAAAUUACCAGUGAAUAAUUCAGUACAGUUUACAAAAGAAAAUGACAAAAAGUCUCUCUCAAUUGAUGAUUGGCAUCUUCCACGAGCUUCAUUCCAUUAAUACAUUCCAGAUUAUGUAUACCUGGUUCAUUCAGACCAGUUAGUUGAUUUGAGGUGAAACCAAUUUGAAUUGGAUUCUCCAAAAGGUUAUGGAAAAUGAAGGAGAUUACUCUCAUGACACACAGAUCAGAUGAGUGGUUUUGGUUAAACAGGAGUUGUCCCUCAAACAGCAAAAGUUGGAAUAGUGACAGUGCUUCUAUGCGCAGGGAAUGAAUGGAGGGUUUUAUAAUCAAUGUACUUUGUUGCACUCAUAUGUGUGAUUGACCUGGCUUGAUUUAGUAAUUAACUCACUUAAAAUGUUUACACAAAGAAGCCAUUUUACACCAUUGUAAGAUAAAUAUUAGUGUACUUAAAAUUGCAAUGAUACCAAAAACUCAGCUAAAACUAGAAGUACUGUCAAAAAACGUAUGGUUUGUUCUGGGUAUGAAGCGAGGCUCUAGACUUUACUACAUUUAGUUCCUUACAUUGAGCUGCAAUGCACAAUUCAAUGUAAUUUAUUCAACUGACCAAUCUCGCAUUCCCAGUGUACCUGAUGGUGGGUGAAACAUGUAACUGCACAACGUACUGCUUGAAUUUCACUUUGUGUUGACAAGCUAGCAAAUGCCAACUAUUGACUUAUUAGCCAAACCUAAAUGUUAGUAACCAAAUCACAUUGAAAUCCUGUUGCCUAGAAUGGAGACCACUACAAACUGUAAUAGUGCCCAGGGUAUCAUACCCUAGCCAUAUUGCCACCAAAAGAUGUCAAGUCACAGGUACUUUGCCUGCCAGUGUUUUGGAAGUGCUUUAACAUUGUUUUAUACACUGCAAAGUGCAGCAAAGCCGAAUACACCACAAAUUACAUUUGUCAAACUCGCAGACUGCUUAAAGGUAACGUGAAUGAAGCUUGCUGUCCAUGGCUGCCAGGUCAAUUAGGUUUACUAACCAGAAGUGGAUAAGAUUUCAACACAAAAGGGAAUGGCUAGAACUUAUGGUAUAAAGAAUGGGUUAAAUAAGCACCAUUUCAAAAUUAAACUAGUUUUAACCAAGAAGCUUAUUUUUCUGUAAAGUACUGGCUGCCAGAAACAGUGACUGAUUUGAUUGUUAAUUAGAUACGAAGGAAUGAUGGGUGUUAGAGAACUGUGCAGGUACAUGUUAAGCUACAGGAGAAGGGAGCUUGCCCUUGCACAAUCUCCAUGAAGAGAAAAAAAAUUGCAGAGCUCUAGAGAAAAGACAGGGGUGUGGGAGUAGCUGAGUAGCUCUUACAGAGAGCCGGCAUGGAGACAAUGGGCAGAAUGGCCUCCUGUGCAGUAAACAUUCUAUGAUUCUAUGUACAAAGAGUGAACACAUGGGGCAGAAAUUUUUGCUUAGUGGGCGGGUGCGUGCCCGACCCUAUCAAGUGUGAAAUGAUGCGCGUUGACGUUGGCUGAGCGUGUCGACAUCAACGUGACAGUUUGUUGGCACCCGCCGACAACUAAAAGGCCUGUUAAGGCCAUCGAGUAAUCAAUUAACAUAGGUUGGACGGCAGCAAAAAGUUUAACAGUUGUUGGGCAGGCAAAAAGGUUUUGGAAACCUCAUCCAUGAGUUUUCCAAAAGCAAAUAAAAAUAAAAUAGAAACUUUAAUUUUUCAUUAUUAACAUGUCUCUGCUUAUGUGACAGAGUCACGAGAGGGGACAUGUUUUAUUAUGUUUUUAUUUUCUUUAUUUUUUUAUAAUCUCUUCACCUCUCUGAGGCAGCUUCGUGCCUCAGGGAGAUUAUGAAGCGCUCACACGCAUGUGUGAAGUUCGCACUCAGCCCGCUCACACUCUCUCUCCACCCCCCCCUCCCCCCCAGGCGCAGGCAGCGCUCAGCACUACCGUUUGCGUUUCACGCUGGGCGGGCCUUAAUCAGCCUGGCAGGGUGAAAUCGUGAUGCAGCAGGCAGCUUCCCAACCUCCCCCGCCGAGCCCGCCCUCCAAUGGCAAAAUCCUGCCCAUGGUGUCAGAACCAAAUCUCUGCUUCUUUUGAAAUACUUUUGGGUUUUUUCCACCUGGACAUUUCUGAAAAAUAUUUAGAAAGAAGGUAAAAGCCGAACACCUCUGUUCCAGUAAAAACUCACCAGAGAAACACACACAGUCAGUAACAUAUCACGACAUUUUUAUAUUUUGGGAGAUAAAUUAUAUUGUCAGAUACAUGUAGUUUAUAUAAUUAUUUUACUAUCAAUUUUUGUUAUUGUUAUCAUCUUUUGAGACAUGCAGGUAGGCUGUGGGAUGAUGCUGCCAGAGCAAUGUUUCACAGGGAAGAACAGGGUGGGUGUGGAGGAGGGGUUCAGUGUACUGAGCACCAUUACAUAGGAAGAACAUUAUUGAUUUUCAACCAUCAUGUCUAGUUAGAAAAAGAAAAUUAUUGAACUUAAGUUUUAUGACACAUUAAAUCAGACAGACAACGGAACGAGGCAACUUGAAAGAAAGAGUAACAUGAUAAUUACUUCUUUUGUCUUAAAGAUUGGUCUUGAUAAUAGUGAUGGACUGUGGAAGAUUCAACUUUUUGUUGGAGGGGUGCAGUGAAAAGCUUUGAUGGGGGCCAGGACCGUAAGGAGAAGGAUGGGGCAGUGAAGAGCAGGGCAGAGCUACAAAGAAUAAAGUGGGGCUGUAAAGAGCUGUGGCAAGUGUGGCAGGGCUGUAAGGUGGUUGGGAGAGUGGGACGGGUUGUAAGAGGCAGGCAGGGCUGUCAGGGACUGAGAGAGUAGGAUGGGAUUGGAGGGAGAAGGACAGGGCUACAGGGAGAUUUGAAGAGUAAGCAGCUGCAGCGUGUUGUAGGGAGCUCUGGAGAGUGGGGCAGGGGCACAGAGUGCUGUACGAUAUGAAUCUGGCACUGGAAAGGAACUUGACUAAUUCAAUUUAUGUCUGCCACUUUGAACAAACGUAGCCACGUGGACUGCAGCGGUUCAAGGAGGCAGCACACCACCACCUUUUCUGGGGCAAUUAGGGAUGGGCAACAAAUGCUGGCCUAGCCAGUGACACCCACAUCCCAUGAAUGAAUAAAAAAAACAUUGUGGAUUGUGGAUUAUAUUCAUUCUUCUCAGAGAUUUAGAGUAAUUUUUUUUAAAAUCUAUAUUUUUCUUGAGAUCACUUCUGUUGUUGAGUGAAAUAGUGCAAGAGGACCAAAACCCUGUUGGAUGUGUAGGUAUCAAAUAAAAUGAAUCAGAGUGACAUUAUGACCAUGUAAUUCACAAGGGAUUAGGUAGUAAUUAUUUUUUAGUAAACUCACCCACUGAUUGUGCCACCUGUUUGUAUAGCAUUGAAACAGUAACUACACUUUUACUUUAUGUGAUGCCCUUGAGCUCAGUUGGAUUGUGGGUUUUGUGACAUGAUGAAAAUCUCUUCCCAAUGGGAUAUGAAUCCCUGCUUUGCACAGGGGAGGCGUGGUGCAGGUCAAGCAUUUUAUUUGCUGAUGGUAAUUGGCUAACUAUUGUAAUGGGUUGUCGAGGGGAAUGGUUAACUGGAAAUAAAUGGGAAGGGGAAUGCUGCAAAAACAAGGAUAUCCAGCAGUACUCUAUGAAUUAUCCUAAAGCAUGAAAUCAGAAAACAGCCUUCUGAUCCCAGAGAACACAAAACGGAAACACAAACUCUUAAAAAAACAGCUUAACAGCGAAAGCUUGAGGUACAUUUGUGACAUGGUCACAUCAUUGAAAUCUGAGGAAAAGGUGUUAUCAAGCUUAAAGAUUUAUGUGUUCAUUAUUAUCAUGAUGAGUAUUUUAAAAUAUGCAGAAAGUAAUGUAUUUAUAAAAGGAACAGAGUGGGAGUGGUGUUCCAGCAAUUAUAUCAAUUACUUUCUAAUGAGCCGAUUUAUUGUAUUCAUGAAAUAUAAUUCCCGAUUCCAAGGCCAGCCACGAGCUAGAAUUGUUUACUAUUGAUUUUGGCGUGUUUAAGUAAGACUAAAAAGCAGAGCACUGCAGUGGGACUAUGCACUUAAUUGGAUAUUUAUUAUCUGAUAGAAUAGAGGAUGGAAAGAGAAACUUGUUUAAAAUGUAUGGCUAUUUUAUACUACAGAAAUACAAAGCCUAAUCAAAGCACAAUUGGUAGAUGAGGAGAAAUCCUGACUCUCACAUCUUAGAGGUGACAAGUGCUGUGAAAAUGCAAUUUACAGAAAGUGAUGUAUUUAAAUGUAUAUAGAUGACCACAGUGCUUUUUUAUUUACAGAUUUUGAGUAUUUGCUGUUGGAAUGGCACAUUGUGUAAUCAAUCAGGUUUUCAUUGAUCACAGCUGGCUUUCAGCAUGUAUUAUAUAAAAAAAGAGUAUUGUUCUAUCUUUUAAUAUUUUGUAAAAUUGCUGUUUCUAUCAAGUCAUCGAAUUCUGGAGCACCCAGUUCUACUUCUAUGGCCAAAAGAUCUUCUGGUGUUUGUAUAUAAUUUGCGCAAUAUAUUUUGCAUGUGUGGCCUGAUAGAUAUCUAAGCCAUUGUAUAUAAUGUAUAUUAUGUAGAAAUCACUUUUAUUGUAACAUCAAUAAUAAAGCCAUGUUAUUUACAAA